GUGUCGGGGGGUGACGCCGAAGCUUCGCUCACCGAGACGGGUAACGUUAGCUUAAAGAGACAACAGCGAAGCCGGGCAAGUCUUCAAGGGAGAAUUAAAUCAAAUUUCUAGCCGUAAACAAAGGACCAUGUCGCGGCAUACCACGUAGGAAAUUCACAAGCAGGGUACCGCUGAUUCCGUCUGGGUCUGACUACAGCAGUGUUAAGACAUAAAGAAUGUUCACUGUAUCAACUAAGACUGACUUCAAGGAAACCAUGAGGAGCACGCGGGGACGUUCACUGGCUGCAGUUUGGUUCCACUAGCAGGAAUCGUGGAUUUGUCAGUGCUGAAAACCUUGUGUGGGGGUGUGUGUGUGUGCAUGCGAGCGUGCGUGUGUCUGUAUGUGUGCGUAUGCUAGCAUAACCUGCCUGCUUCAGGCAGUGACAUGCUACUCUGAGGGCAACCGUACAGGAAAGUUCCCAUCCAAAGGAUUAAUGCAAGGAGGACGCGUCCGGUGAUACCCUCUGCUUCUGCAGGAGACAUCAGUUUAUACUCCUCUGAAAUCACCGAUACACAGAUACUUUGAAACCCCUCACCUUUGUGUUCUUGCCACCGUCCCCACACAUUCCCUGGGGUUGUUUUGAAACCUCUCUGUUUUGCAUGGCAGGGGAGUAACCGUGGAGAGGCCAGGGUAUCACAAGCUUAUGGAUUUUGAGAAGAGAGGUGGGAAGGGGGACACAGAGGAAGGGAAAAAGAUGUCUAAACCAGCCAGUAGUAGGACUGGACAUGCCGGCAGGGGAACGGGGACCAACACUGGGGUCCUCAUGGUUGGCCCCAACUUCAGAGUUGGGAAGAAGAUCGGCUGUGGCAACUUUGGUGAACUGCGGCUGGGCAAGAACCUCUACACCAAUGAAUAUGUGGCCAUCAAACUGGAGCCAAUCAAAUCUAGAGCGCCACAGCUCCAUUUGGAGUAUAGAUUUUAUAAACAGCUGGGAAGUUCAGAGGGGGUUCCUCAGGUCUUUUACUUCGGGCCUUGCGGUAAAUACAACGCUAUGGUUCUUGAACUACUGGGGCCCAGUUUGGAGGACCUGUUCGACCUAUGCGACCGCACCUUCUCCCUCAAGACCGUCCUAAUGAUAGCUAUCCAACUGAUAACGCGGAUGGAGUUCGUUCACACACGGAGUUUGAUAUAUCGAGAUGUCAAGCCAGAGAAUUUCUUGGUGGGCCGGCCGGGCUCUAAGAGGCAGCACACCAUUCACAUUAUAGACUUCGGCCUUGCCAAAGAAUACAUAGACCCCGAGACCAAAAAACACAUCCCAUACCGGGAGCAUAAGAGCUUGACUGGCACCGCUCGAUACAUGAGCAUCAACACACACUUGGGGAAAGAACAAAGCAGAAGGGAUGAUCUGGAAGCACUGGGUCAUAUGUUUAUGUAUUUCCUGAGAGGCAGUUUGCCAUGGCAGGGCUUGAAGGCAGACACUCUGAAGGAACGCUACCAGAAAAUAGGGGACACCAAGAGAGCUACACCAAUAGAAGUGCUUUGUGAAAGUUUUCCAGAAGAGAUUGCCACCUAUCUGAGAUACGUGAGAAGACUGGACUUCUUUGAAAAACCUGAUUACGAUUACUUGAGAAAAAUCUUCACCGAUCUUUUCGACAGGAACGGCUACGUCUUCAAUUACGAGUACGACUGGGUCGGCAAGCCACUCCCUACACCUAUAGGCCCCAUUCCCACAGACACGCCUCAGCCCAGCAGCAGAGACAAAGCACAACAGCAGACCAAAAAUCAGUCACCUGAACCCAAAGGAAGUGAGUCCCAGCCCACUCUAGUGACCAAUAAGGAGACGCUGGGGUCGCAUCUCACAGUGGAGAUGUUGGGGGGCUCAGUGCAGGUCAUGAGCUCCACAAAUGGAGAGCUGAACACGGAUGACCCAACCGCAGGACACUCCAACGCCCCCAUCACCGCAACGGCUGAAGUAGAGGUGGCAGACGACACAAAGUGCUGUUGUUUCUUUAAACGAAGAAAGAGGAAAGCGCUCCAGAGGCACAAGUGAUGAAGAGAGCUUUUAAGAACUUGAAACAUUCUGGUCACUGUUAAGUUUAAAAUGCAAGCAAAUACACGGAUCUCUCUCUUUCUUUCUCUCUAUCUCGCUCUCCCAGUGCCCGUCACUCUUUAAAAAAAGGCCUGGCCACUUAAUGGAGUGCAAAUGAAUGUUGUUGACUGUCCAACAGACUCUGGAUCCUACAAAAGAGAAUAAAUGAAGAUGUGUAAAAGAAAUUACACAGAAACUAAUGAAAAUGAUAAUAGAAAAAGAUGAAUAAUGAUGAUACAUGAACAGAUGCUAUUUGAAACAGGUGGUGUAUUCUAGAUUCCAUGCAGAUUGUGCAUCAUUUUUUGAUCGGAGAUGAAACAUCAAUUGAUGGAAUGAUUUAAGUUUGCUUAGGAAUAGAUCUUAUAUGUGGCAAACGUGAGGGCAGGACUUGGCUCGAGCACUGGAAAUGACACCCACAAAGAGACACAUUUCAUCUCAAGCAGACUCUGGAGUCUUUUGUUUUCUGCAUUUUUCUGUUUCUUUUAAGAGGAAUCCCUGGGUUGUAAAGCAGUUGUAGUGUCCUCAAAAUGAUAUUCUUGUUUUUUUAAUAUAAACUCCCAUUUCCUUUUUUUGUCAGUGUGAACUCUAUAGCACAGUUACUGGCCUCGGGUACUGUGUAGGACGGAGAGACAAAUGGAUAUGAUUUUCUUGUCAAUGUUGUUAUUGCACUUUUGGAAAAAAGAAGGCAACACAGUGGGCUUGAAAUUACGAUUAAAACGUCGAAAUGCAAACGGAUGUGGGAGCAUUCCUACACAGGGCUGAUAUCUGUUCAAGGACCGUUUAAGGAAAAGAUGAUGUACUUCAGUUUUAAUUCUCACAUAAAAUUUAUUUACCAGGAAAUCAUAGUUUGUGCCUUUCCAAGUAAAAUGUUUAAAAAUUA
This is a messenger RNA of Triplophysa dalaica, 2949 nucleotides long. It is a transcript of the gene csnk1g2b, whose product is annotated as casein kinase 1, gamma 2b. Lineage: Eukaryota; Metazoa; Chordata; Actinopteri; Cypriniformes; Nemacheilidae. Gene Ontology annotation, molecular function: ATP binding; protein serine/threonine kinase activity. Gene Ontology annotation, cellular component: nucleus; plasma membrane; cytoplasm. The record is from RefSeq and is a predicted model, not a curated record. Gene Ontology annotation, biological process: peptidyl-serine phosphorylation; signal transduction; endocytosis. Bases 684 to 2030 code for a protein of 448 amino acids. The transcript is spliced from 12 exons.